Messenger RNA from Rhopilema esculentum, 12011 nucleotides. NCBI's taxonomy places the organism in Eukaryota, Metazoa, Cnidaria, Scyphozoa, Rhizostomeae, Rhizostomatidae. The record is from RefSeq and is a predicted model, not a curated record.
AUGAAGAACAAUGAAGUUGGAUCUUUACAGGCCAACUCCCUCCUUCUCCUACACACCGAAAAUGAAAGAGAGGACGAUCUCGUUACGGUUAUGAAGCAAAUCGGAUUCGUAGUUGUGGAAGGCUUACCUGGUUAUGUUCAACAGAACAAGAGCUUGUUUGGAAAGUAUCUAUAUACCUGUAAUCCUGAAGGCAUAACAAAACUUUUAAUGAAUAUUUCGGAGAAGAUUGGAAAUAGAAAACUGUCCAAACAGAUCUCUCAAAUAUAUUCGAUGGCUGGAAAAUCUUUGCUUAGAGAGAAGAUCUGUGAAUUCUUUCUCGCAAAGCAACCAACAAAGGGUCUGAUUGAGCUGAUCAAGUCAUUGCCAAUUCACGAAAACACAAAUAGCCAGGAUCUUGUGUCAAUUGAUGAAUGUCAGGAAAUUUGCCCUAACGUGCAAUCAGACUUGGUCCCUUGCAAGACCUUGUUAAAGUACACAGACAGAAGCCAGAAAACGUUUGUUGAAAAACUAGGAGGGCGGUUGAUAACUGAAGAGGAACUUAUUCUGAAAUACCUGUUACCAGAAAUUGAGGCUGGAGAAUCGACUGCUGAUUACAUUGCCAAGUUAAAUUUUGUGGUGACGACUGCUACCUCAGGGCUUUUUAACAACAGCGCUCUCGCGAGUGAGAUCAGGCGCAAAUUAAAAAGCAUAGAUUUUGUAACUGCAGACAGUGGAGAAAGGAGAAAACCGCGUGAACUGUUUGAACCCAGUGAACGCCUUACCAAACUUUUCAAGGGUGAGGUUGGAAGAUUCCCAUCUGAAGAUUUCUCAAUUGAACCAAAGCUGAGCUUAUUGAGAAAGUUGGAUUUAAAAACAGAGAAAUGUGUCACAGCAAAGGACAUAACUGAUUGCAUCAAAAUGGUGGCAGGUUCAAAAGACAUUGGAGUGACAGAAAAACGUAACAAGGCACAAAAUAUCGCUAUACAUCUGAAAGAUCACAUCGAUUUGCUGAAUGAUCGCGAAUUAAAGAGGAUUUUAGAGACCGAGUCCUGGAUUCCAAUUGAAAAGCAAAGACCAAAGCAUUACCCAAGCAGUCUGGAAUGGUUUGCUGAUGCUAGUAAUGCUAACCAAUUUUCGUGUCUUGUUAAGAUGCAUUUUGGGACGGCUUCAAAUUUGCUUGGAAGCGUGAUGCCAAUUAUAAGCAAGGAUUUUGAGACAUUUCAGGUAAUUUUUUCAUCUCUGCAUCGCGAAACAAUAAGUGUUGCCAAAGUUUGCCAGCACCUGUCCUGUGUGAUUCAUGACUAUAAAGAAUCAGAAAAGAAUGAGUUUAUUAUAGUUUUAAAGGAUGUAUACAAAUUUCUGCUACAGAAAGCACAGGAGGCACAGGAGGGGCACCGCAGUGCAUUACUAGAUGCCAUUAAAGAAUAUUUCCCCGAUGCCAAAUGGCUUUGGCACGGUUCAGGUUUCGCAUCUCCGAAACAGAUUGUGCUUCAUGAUAACUUGAAAGACUUGGAUCUGAAGCCAUUUGUCUACAAAUUGCCUAUAGACAUGAAGCCUUUUGAAAAGCUAAUAGAAAUGUUUGGAGGUAUUACAGAGUACUCUGACGAGUUUUUUAUUCAAAUCUUAUCAGAAAUUAAAGAAGAGCACGACAGUAAACGUAGCCCCGAGGAAGCUUCGCGUGACUUGAAUAUAUGCGAACGACUUCUUUCGAUUUUGGCAGAAAGAAAAUUAUCAAGGGAAAAUCUUAAUAGGAUUGUAGUUCCAGUUCACUCAACGGAUGGCAGGCCCUUUAUGCUGGUUGGAAUAGAUCAAGCAGUCUAUAGUUCGAGUAUUCACUAUAAUGACGAUGAAGAUACAAACAAUCUGGAAAAUGUCUUUCAUCUGCAUGACAGAAUCCCAGAGUGGGUUGCACAAAAGCUUCACAUAAAAAGUCUGACUAGUCAACUUAUUGGAGCAGAAGAUCUUGGAAUUUUUGAGGAGUAUGGACAAAGCGAGCCCCUUACACGAAGAAUAAGUAAUAUACUUAAAGACUAUGGUGAUGGCCUUGCUAUUUUCAAGGAACUGAUCCAGAAUGCAGAUGAUGCUAAUGCCACACAAGUUAAACUUCUGUAUGAUGAGAGGCAAAACGAAAAUAUGAGAAGCCAAUUGAUAGACCCAGGAAUGGCAGAUCUCCAGGGAUCGGCUCUUUGGGCUUUUAAUGAUGCCAAGUUCAGUGAAGAGGAUUUUGAUAACAUCGUCAAACUUAGUGGUGCAACUAAAGAAGAUAAAAGAGAUAAGAUUGGUAAAUUUGGGUUAGGCUUCAAUGCGGUGUAUAACAUUACUGACGUCCCAAGUUUUGUCAGUGCCAAUAAGCUGGUUAUCCUAGACCCUCAUACAACUAAUCUUGGGAAAGCUAUUCGGGACAAAUCUAAGCCUGGUGUAAAGAUUCCAUUGGGUCCUAAAAGAAACAGGCUGAGGAGGCUACAAGAUCAGAUUAGAGUCUACGAUGGCGUUUUUGGUAUGGAUGCCAGUCUUGAGUCGAAUUACAGAGAUUUUGAUGGAACAAUAUUUCGAUUUCCGUUGAGAACGAGAAAGCAAGCUGGAGCAAGCGAGAUCAAGAACCUUUGCUAUGACAAGAAUGAAAUGAAAGUUUUAAUACAAAAGUUUGCAUGUGAAGCAAGCAGGUUGCUGAUGUUUACACAAAACGUUUCUCGGGUUCAAUUCUAUCACCUUUCAGAGAAUGCAGCUUCCCCGGACGAAAUGGCGCUGUUAGUGCAGAUUGAAAAAUCUGUGUACAGGCCUGACACUGGGUCGCUUGAAACUUUCCAAGUUAUGAGCAAAUCGUCUGCAAUGGUUAGCAGAAAGCUGCAAGGUGAGCAAAUGGAAGAGUUUCAAAUGGGUCACAAGGUUGAUAUUGUUUGCAGGAUUUCAAAUAAAGCUCGAGAUGAUUUUGAAGUGUCUGCCCAAGAUUCAAAGGAAACCUGGCUCCUACACACUGUCAUAGAUGCGUCGGAUUGUAUGGAUCUAGCUUUUCAGUAUCCCCAGCUAAACCCAGUUUCUACUGUUGCAGUCUGCCUUGACGAGAGUCGCAAAUCUUUCAAGCACCAGUCAGUUAAGGGUUAUUUCUUUUGUUUUUUGCCGCUUCCAAUGCCAAACAGACUCCAUGUUCACAUAAAUGGAACAUUUGCAUUAACGAAAGAUCGCAAGAGCUUUCAGCAAGGUAGCGAGGAUGAUAAGGAAUUAGAUAGUGCUGAGUCGCAUUGGAACAGGCUUUUAAUGUCAGGUCCUGUGCCCUCCGCUUAUGUACAACUGUUGAUUGCCCUUAGUCGUUCUGUCAAAUUAGACACCGAAGAAGAUUGGUACAAAUUGUGGCCAUUUGUUGAGGCAUCUCUGCUGGAUAAAAACUUGCUUAAAGGUUUUUACAGUAAAGCAAUAGAGGAGGACCUGGAAAUAUGGCCAAAAGUUUCUGGGCAGUCUCUUUCCUGGCUAAAUUGGUCAAAGAUUCGGACGUUGGAGAAUAAAGUCAUUGACACUGGUAUAGGACCAGCCAUUGAGAAUGUUUACAAGGUUUUCUGCCCUUCACAGAAAAUUCUGCGAAUCCCUGAGCACAUUGUUGCCGCCAUUAAAGAUGCUGGAUUGAAAGACGCUCUCAAAAAUAUCACCCUCAGCUUCACUGAAUUCUUCACUGUGAGUUUCAUUCCCAAUAUUGGAGACCCAAGGAUGCAACAGGUAGACCGAGACAAGAUAAUUCGCACAGCGUUGCAGUAUUUCAACAGUGGGGAAGUUUUUGAAGCAUUUAAGUCCAACUGUUGCGUGCCUACUGAGCCCAAAGGUAUCCUUAAAAGACCUGCUGAUCUAGUGAAGUCAGAAAGCAAGGCCGCCGCUUUGUAUCGAAUUUCCGAAAAUGUUUUUCCAGCUAAACUCCUACAAGACUACUUAACUUUGCAUCAACUAGAAAAACUAGGAAUGAUAUCAGAUGGCAUAACCAUUGGGCUGUUGGUGAAUCGUGCCAAAACUGUUAACGACCUUGGCCAAGAUGAUUAUAAAGCUGCUGUCAAUAGAGUUCGCACCAUUUUCAAGUUGCUUGCUGAAAUGAAUCUACCUUCAGAUGAAAAUCACCCUGAAACUCUAGAGUGGAAAAAUAUUCCCUUCCUUCCGGUAAAGAGGAAACCAUCUUCAUUUGGCUUCCUUCCUUGGAAAGGCUCCACAAUCACAACAAAAUUUGUCGCGCCACAAAAAGCCUGCAUAGGAGAAUUAGAAAACGUCGUUGGUUGUCAUGAAGUAAUAGCUGAGGAUGGACAUAUCGCUCUCAGAAAUAACGAUAUCAGAAGAUACCUCGGCAUGAAAAUGGAAGUUUCAGUGUCUGCUGUGGCUGAACAAGUCUGUUUGAUUUCACAACACAAACUAAAUAACAGUGAAAGCAAAGCAUCACUGUCUGAAGUCUUCGAAAGCAUCUACCAAUAUCUAUCUCAGAAGCUGAGGAACAACAAUUCAAUCAAGCAACAGUUACAGAAAGAAUUUCACAACAAAUCAGCUAUCUUAACAGAGCAGGGAGAUAUUGUUCGAUCAGAAAAAGUUGCUUUCAAUCAUCAGUUCUCCGCUGAACCCUAUCUUUUCAAACUGCAACCACACUAUGAAGAGUAUUAUCAUCAGCUUAUGGUUGCGUUGGGUGUAAAAGAAGCGUUUACACUACAAAAUUAUGAGAAUGCAUUAAAAGAGCUUAAGGACUACUUUGGAACCAGAAUAAUUUCGUCCAAGCAAGUAAAACUAGUCAGGAAUCUUCUCGAGUCGAUCAGAGACGAAAAUCAAGCGAGCGAACCAAACGCUCUGCAGGCAAAUAUUGUCCUGCCAGAUGAAAAUGGUAUUUUAAGAGAUAAAGAUGCAAUAUUUGUCAAAGAUUCAGUCUGGUUUAAGACAGAUACUCUACUGAGAUACCUUCAUAAAGAUAUUCCUCCAGAUUUAGCCUUGGCUCUUGGAGCAAGAACAGCUCGCUCUAAAUCCAUACUCUCCCAGUCAAGAGGUUUACCCUUUGGCCAACACGAGAAGUUAACAGUGCGACUGAAAAGGAUUCUGGAUGCUUAUCCAUCAAACUUGCAAAUUCUUUACGAGCUAUUGCAAAAUGCAGACGAUGCUGGUGCCAGCACAGUCAAGCUCGUGCUAGACGAGAGAUUUCAUCCUUCUGAUAGUAUAUUUGGGGACAAGUGGAGGCCCUUACAAGGACCAGCACUCGUGAUCUACAAUGAUGCUCCAUUCACUGAACAUGAUAUUCAGGGAAUUCAAAACCUUGGGGAAGGAAGAAAAUCCAACGAUGUACUGAAAACUGGGCAAUAUGGUAUUGGAUUCAAUGUGGUAUACCAUAUAUCUGAUGUUCCUUGUUUGCUUGCAGGUUUAAAGGAUAGAGGUGAAGACGUUCUUUGCAUAUUUGAUCCCCAUGCUAGGUUCUUGGAUGAAUGUUCCGAAGCUGAGCCAGGAAGGAUGUUUGAAAAUGCAAGAGAUUACUUACGGGAUCAUUUUAAAGAUAUAUAUGCUACAUUUUUGCCAGAGGCACUUACAGAAAAGAAAUCGGCCAUAUUUCGCUUGCCUCUUAGGACCAAAGAGAUGGCAAAGAGUUCAGAUUUAAAGAAUGAGCCUACAACAAUAGAAGAAAUACUCAAUAUGUUUGAAUCUUUCAAAAGGGAGGGUUCUGAGGCACUGUUGUUUCUCAAAAAGGUCAGAUCAGUAGAGCUUCAUCGCAUUGAUAGUCAUGGUAAAUCUAGCCGCAUUACCUCAUUCAAGGCAAAACUUUCAUUUCCUUCCGCACAGAAAUUGGAAAAGAUGAAUGCUGAGUGCCUAACUCUUGUGAAGUCAAGAUAUGAUCGAAGUAAUGCCAAGCGAGAUUAUGAGCCAUUUGAAUACAUGGUUGAUCUGCAAUUUGAUGGCAAGAGUGAGGGUAAAUGGAAGAUUAUCCAAAAGUGUGCAUCGGUGAACAGCCAAGAUCUGCCAAAAGAGAUCGAAGAGCAGUACAAAAAUAAAGAGCUCCCUUUAAUUCCUAUUGGUGGAAUAGCUCGUGAAGAACGAGCUAGUGGCAAACGUAAAGAUCCAGGUAAAGAAGAAGCUGGCGACAAACGUAACUCUAUCAGGAAAGUAUAUUGCCUUCUGCCUUUGACAGUAACAAGCAGCCUCCCAGUUCAUAUUAACGGAAAGUUUAUCUUGGACUACGAAUCUCGAAGGCGAUUAUGGUACACCAAUGGCGAUGGCUAUCAAACAAGUUGGAACUACUACAUCAUAGAUAAUUGUGUAUUGCCAUCCUAUGUUCAGCUCAUUCGCUCUGAUGUCAACCAUCUGAGAAUAAUAUUUCUGCCUGAACAGCUCAGUUUCGAGAAGGGUUUUGAAACUAAAAUCUUCAGUGAUAAACCAUUCCAUCCACGUGAAAUAUAUCGGUAUUUCCACCUUUUCCCUAAAAUCAAUAGUAACAAAGAGGCACAUGAGUAUGACAAAGAGCUCAUUGUCCGUUUUUACAAACAACUGAAAGAAGAUGAAAUAGACUGCUUACCCGCACUCAAGUAUGACAACACCCUUGAGUCUCCUGGCUUGGACUUCUACCCGCCGUGUUCAGAAUCAAAGAAGUUCUACAUUCCAUCUUUUAAAAAUUCACUUUUUUCCGAUGAAAAAGCCAAAUCCGCCUUUUGCAUUGCACUAGCAAAGUGUGGCUUAAACAUAUAUAGUGUACCAGAACAUAUUGUGAGAGGCUUUGAUGAAUCUGAAGUACCGCUGGAGCGUCUUAGUCCUGCGAUUGUUGCAGAAUAUUUGAAAGAGAACGCAGAUUCUGUUCUAUCCGGUAAAGAUGCAAUUCUGUUGACAAAAUCACCUUUUGCAGAUUUGAAAACAGUAAGGAAUUUGUUGCGCUACUGCCAAAUUAACGAAGACCUUAAUAAGAAGGUGGAUGAAAAGCAAAUGAACGAAAAACUUGACUUAGAAGGAUUACCAUUGUUAGUAACUGAAGACAACAUGCUGCGAGUAUUUGAUAGCAAGAAGUUCGUGUAUUACGAUUAUUUGUCUACUUUGUGCCCAAAGAGAGAACGGAGCACACUUCACAUUAAACUGAAAGAUGUUUUGGAAAAAUACAAGGACAACGUGGGAGGCCCAGUAAGAAGACUGACUCUAGAGAGUCUUGAACAGGCACUGAAAGAAGAUUCUGAGCCUUGGUUGAGAGAGAUGGAAGAGAUCGACAUUACAGAACAAAAUGUACAUGAAAUGUUCCCAACAAAGAGUUGGUUGAGAGAUAUUUGGAUUUUUUUGGAAAGGGAGUAUGGACAAUUGAAGAAAAACCUUGAACAAGCCAAUAACCAAGCCUUGAACAAGCCAGCGUCAAAAACUGAUGACAGUCCAAGAAUAUUGUUAAGAGGAAUGCUGCACUGGUGUAUCUUUCCAAUCAGACGACAAACCGGCAUGCUUCAAAAGCCUUCAAAGUAUUACCUGACAAAGAUUAGCCUGGCUUGUUUUGCUAUAGACCCUGCUGGCGAGGUCGUUGACAUCGUAAAAGAAAUUGGAUUAGCAGAACCCUACCCCGAACCUCUGUUGACGCAAGGUGAAAAGGAAAUGCGGUUGUCUCCCUCAAAUAUUAGAGGCGUAAUCAACCUAAUUCGGAAAUUUGCUGCUAAUAAGAAUGACCCUUGCGCAUUUAUUGAUGCUUUGGUGCAUGACAAGAAAAGAUCUGACUCCAGGUUUACUUGCUUGUCCAAAGAUUGUGCCUGGAAUCUUCUUCAUUACUUUCAACGUCGAAUUAGUGAAAAGAAAAAGGACCUGAAAUGUGGGUUUUCUCAAUUGCAGCGCUUGCCAGUUUGGGAGGAUUUGGGAGGAAAACUCAAAGCAUUAUCAGAAGCUUAUCGUUGGUAUUUUGUUUCUGAUGAGAUUCCGAAGGCUGGAAUCUCGAAAUUGCAAGAUUUAUCAAAUAUAUUGCUCUUAAAGGAAGAUGGUUACUUACAAUCUCUAUAUUCCUUCAUUGACAUCAAAGGUAGCCAAGCUGAUGACGUAUACUGUAAAGUGAUUCUUCCAGCAUUCAACUCGUUCACGGCUGAAGAACGGAUGAAACAUCUUACCUUUCUUAAAGACAAGUGGACAUGGAAUGACCAAUAUCAUCCUUCAAUUUUUUCUACGCUACGUUCGAUAGGAUGCUUUGAAAGAGACGGAAGUCUCCUACCCACAUCAAGUUUUUUCGAUCCGGAAGUGAAAUUGUUCAAAUUGAUGCUGGAAGAUAAAGAUUUUCCACCAAAAUCUUGUUGCAGUGAACGUUGGCUGAAAUUCCUCAAAAUGCUUGGUCUUAUCUCCAAGGUAUCACAAUCACACUUUUGUGAAUUCGCUGAAAAAGUAUCUAACAUAUCUGACAAAUCUGAUGCAAAAGAAAAGGCAGAGUGUCUUAUUGAAUACUUCCGUAGCUCUGAUGAUCUAAAAAGAAAUGUCAAUUUUCAUAGACAAGUUAGUGUGAUACCUUUUAUGCUCUCUGAUCCCAUUCCGAAGAUGCUCUUGGAAAUCAAGACUCCAGAAAAUGUUCAAGAACGUCUCUCUUUUCAAGGCUCUAUAGAGUAUGAUCACUUUGUUGACAAUUGCAAGCUCGCUUGGACAGUAACAAAGAUUCUCCCAAGCUAUACAAAAACUUCUUUCAUUGAUACUGAAUUACCAUUAGAACAGCUCGGUGUAAAAAAAAUGAGCUGCAGCAUCGUUGCCGAGAAUCUUGCCAACGUCAGUAGAUCUGAUUUGCUGACGCCGAAAAGAAAGGGUGUCAAGUGUUAUGACGCAAAGUAUAAGCAGCAUUUCAGAUCGGUUUUUGACUCGUCUUAUGAAUUUUUAAAUAACGACAUUGACAAAAUUGACGAACAGACAUGUGCUAGGCUUGCUGCGAUUCCACUUGUGUUGACUAAAAGCAACAUGAUAUCCAUUUCAAGUAAGGUUACUCUGAAGCCUGGCUGGGACCACCCCCCAUACAUAUUUUCGAUACCAAUCGAAUUAGAAAAGUAUGCGGGGCUUUUCAAGAAAAUCGUAAUGUCUGCCGAGCCAACUGUUGAGCAACUAGCUAGAGUACUGGAAGAUUUAGAGUCUUGCUGCCAUGGAAAAGAUUUGGGUCCAAACGAAGCUAGAAUUGUCAAGCAAUGCCUUCCACAAAUUUUUCUUAAGCUCGAAAAAGAAGAUUUUCCAGAUAGCGUUACAAAGCUUUAUCUGCCGGGGAGUUUUGGUCAAAACUGUAAGACCAUCCGACUUUUCGAGUCUCAAGACCUUGUCUUUUUUGAUGACCAUCACCUUGAAGAUCGGCUAAGAAGUUUUAAAAAGCCCCGUAUGCAGCUCAAUUUAGAAGCUACUGAAGAGCGCCAGUUUGUAGAAAGACUGCCAGAAAGCAUAAAACCUAAGAAACUCAGCCAACUGAUAGAAGAAAGGAUGCUACCCUCUGAAAAAUUGCCAAACGAGGGAUUUGCAAAGGAAUUGGAGGAGCGCUUUAAUAGCGAAGAAGUAGUUUCGUGCAUUCUACGCCUUCUGCAACACCAACUGACCGACGAUCAAGAAGUCACAAGCCAAGCAGAAAAACCUCAUGAGUUAUUGGCAAAUGUAAGUGUUGUUAGCAAAAGAGAGAUCAAAACUGCUUUGUAUUCCCUAGCUGGCAGCAUCAUCGAAGGAAGCAUCAAGAGUCGUGAUAUCUACAUUGAGAUUUCGGAUGACAGCUUGGUAAUUAACUUGGCUGCUGUUGCAGGAGAACCCGAUGUUUCUGAAGUAGCUAGUGCAGUCAUAGAAUACUUUAGCACGCUUCUAACCAGCGCCUCGCUGGCGGUUUUUUUGGUUCCUAUUCUUACAAAACCGAUUGGAGAACUGCAUGAAUAUCUCGAUAAACAGAGAAUACGAAAUGAUGGCUCUUAUAAAAGCUAUAUAAAAGCACCCUACACUAAAGGAGAUCUUGUCCCAGUUGUUCUACACUGCCUUCUGAACAAUGACAUUGCAAUUUUUGAAGUUGGUGAAUACGUCGCAUUUGAAGUCGAGGAUCCGGCGAUGGAGGACAAGAAUGGAGACCCAAGUUAUAUGUACGCAGUCAUCGAGGAAGUGUUGCCAGGCGAUUUCUACAAAAUCGAUUUAGGCUGUGGGGAGUCCAAGACUGCCCAUAAAACAGAGCUCUAUAAAUUCUUACGAGAGGUUGAUUUUCAGGAUGUGGAUGAAUCACCAACGAAAGAAGAAAUCAUUAAGGCGAUUGCCCAAGAGUUAAAGAGUGCUUUUGAACGCGGCGAAACCUAUGCUAAGGGAGUUAUAAAGCGCUUAUGGUUGAUUUGGCACCCCGAUAAAAAUCCUGGACGGGAAGAGCUUUGCACAGAAAUAUUUCAAUUUAUACAACAGGAAUCCGGCCGUUUGUGUAGAGCCGAUGUGGUGACAACCUUCUGGAGAAGCUCAUUCAAUAGGUAUCGAACAAGAGGUAGCAUGUUUGCUAGGAGCAGAAGACAAAGAGCUGAUAAUUUUACACGCAGAGGAGACUGGUGGGUGCCGAGACAUGAUGCAGAAAACCCACAGCCUUAUCAAGCAAAGAGAUGGUAUCGUCAAGCCAAGUACGAUUACCAAGCCGCAAAGAGAGUUGUUGAGGACCAUUGCGAAUGGAUUUGCUUUAAAUGUCAUCAGGCAGCAGAAAAAGCUUUGAAAGCUGCCGCAUACAUGAAAAAUUGCGAAAGUAUAAUUCAUCAUUCCCUUCGGAGAAUUGCUUUGUUGAGCGGAAAAAACACCUUGGAGAUAGCUGCUUCUAGGUUGGAGAGUUUACUGAAGAGUUCUACUGCUAUGCGAUACCCUGAUCAAUGGAUGUAUCCUGACAUACCACAUGACAAAUAUGACAGUCAGAUGGCAAAAGAAGCUAUCGAGAUCACAGGAGAAAUCUUGGACGAGGUGGACACAAUCGUCAACCAAGAUCUGUUUUAUUGAACGAAAUAUUCGCUUUAAGUUUUGCGUAUUUAGAUGUUAUUGUUAAUUUAAGCAACAAAGCACACGAUUGAGAUUGCUACUUGUUCCCCGUUGUUGUAUUUAACUUCAUUGGCUACGAUGGUCCAGUUCAAAUACUGAUUUUCCUGCAAUUCUGAUUCCUGAAGAUUGACUUCUAGCUAUUUUUCAUCACAAAAUAUAGAAACCUCAAACUGGUAUAUUUGCAUUACAUGGUAUAUUUGCAGAAUGGAAAUAUUCCUUUCUACUACAGCAAAGAUACCUCACCUGUAGCUCCCAUCAUCCCUCCCAUUUAAAAGGCAGCUCCUGAAGCUAUUCAGAACAAGUAACUAGCAUGGCUGGGAUGCACCUAAAGCUAUUGAGUUUCAAAAGGUUCAUUUUGGGAAAACCAAGCUAGCAAUAUUGGACCUUUUCGUCUAAUUAAUAGUCGACCAUUGUAUUAAUAUGAUGUAGCCAUAAAGCUUAAAAGAUUUCGAGUAAUAUGAUCGAGUAUUUUUCAGUUUCAUGUUAUGAGUUUUGACUGUUUAAAUUUCAUUACUUACACAGGUGAUAAUAUAGUUUGAAUGUAGUAUAGAGAGAUGUUGCAAAUAAGCAAGCUUGCAUAAAGAACCUUUGUCAUUUCCCUGAAGAAAGCACGAUUUUGCAGUCAGUUGCUUUGCGCCCGCUGUUGAUAAAAAUUAAGCCAAAUAUUGAUUGAACCUUGCCUUUUUGUUCCAAUGAACCUCAUUCUUAUAUGAUUUGGAUGGGUACCUCGACGUAGCCCCCGAUUUAUUCCCUCUAAUUUGUUUAUUGUUAUUCAUGUCCGCAUGGAAAUAUUUGGCUACUUAAUGCUAGCAACAUGACGAAGAACGCAACUAUACAUGAACUGUAAGGAGUGAACAUAGAAAUAUAGAAGAAAGCGUCACUCAGAUACCAAUGUAAAUCGCCCUUGAAACUAUCAUCUCCCUCAAGUAACAUAAUUGGUGUUUGCAUCUUAGUUUUUAGUUUUAAGACUUUCAUGAUUAUAUAUUACGUAAUCAGUAUCAUUUCAUUUUUCCUCUUUAUACCAUAUCUAUGAAAGGUAAAAGUGCUCUGGAAGCAUUCCUAUAUAAUAAUGUUCCAUUUCGAUUACGACGUAA